GGACGCGGCCUCCGGGGGCGCCAGGCAGCAGCCGCGGUGGCGACCAAACGGGUGUUGGAGUUGGCGGCGGCCAUGGAGGGCCUGGCUGGCUAUGUGUACAAGGCGGCCAGCGAGGGCAAGGUGCUGACUCUGGCCGCCUUGCUUCUCAACCGCUCCGAGAGCGACAUCCGCUACCUGCUGGGCUAUGUUAGCCAGCAGGGUGGACAGCGCUCCACGCCCCUCAUCAUCGCAGCCCGCAAUGGGCACGCCAAGGUGGUGCGCUUGCUCUUAGAACAUUACCGGGUGCAGACCCAGCAGACUGGCACCGUCCGCUUCGAUGGGUAUGUCAUUGAUGGUGCCACUGCUCUUUGGUGUGCUGCUGGGGCCGGACAUUUUGAGGUUGUUAAGCUUCUAGUCAGCCAUGGAGCCAAUGUGAACCACACCACAGUUACUAACUCAACCCCUCUGCGGGCUGCAUGCUUUGAUGGCAGACUGGACAUUGUGAAGUACUUGGUGGAAAAUAAUGCCAACAUCAGCAUUGCCAACAAGUAUGACAACACCUGCCUGAUGAUUGCAGCAUACAAGGGUCACACUGAUGUGGUCAGGUACCUUUUAGAACAGCGAGCUGACCCUAAUGCCAAGGCACACUGUGGGGCCACAGCAUUGCACUUUGCAGCAGAAGCUGGGCACAUCGACAUUGUGAAAGAGCUGAUAAAAUGGCGAGCUGCCAUAGUCGUGAAUGGCCAUGGGAUGACACCACUGAAGGUAGCUGCUGAGAGCUGUAAAGCUGACGUAGUUGAACUGUUGCUCUCUCAUGCUGACUGUGACCGAAGAAGUAGAAUCGAAGCCUUGGAACUGUUGGGUGCCUCCUUUGCAAAUGACCGUGAAAACUAUGACAUCAUGAAGACAUACCACUAUUUGUAUUUGGCCAUGUUGGAGAGAUUUCAAGAUGGUGAUAACAUUCUUGAAAAGGAGGUCCUGCCACCGAUCCAUGCUUACGGGAACAGAACUGAGUGCAGAAGCCCUCAGGAACUGGAGGCCAUCCGGCAGGACAGAGACGCUCUUCAUAUGGAGGGCCUUAUAGUUCGUGAGCGGAUUUUAGGCGCUGACAAUAUCGAUGUUUCCCACCCCAUCAUUUACAGAGGGGCUGUCUACGCGGACAACAUGGAAUUUGAACAGUGUAUCAGGUUGUGGCUUCACGCGCUGCACCUCAGGCAGAAGGGCAACAGGAAUACACACAAAGACCUUCUUCGGUUUGCUCAGGUGUUUUCUCAGAUGAUCCACUUGAAUGAAACCGUGAAGGCCCCAGACAUAGAAUGUGUUUUGAGGUGCAGUGUUUUGGAAAUAGAACAGAGUAUGAACAGAGUGAAAAACAUCCCCGAGGCCGACGUGCACAGCGCCAUGGAUAACUAUGAGUGUAACCUCUACACCUUUCUGUACCUGGUGUGCAUCUCCACCAAGACACAGUGCAGUGAGGAAGACCAGUGCAGGAUCAACAAGCAGAUCUACAACCUGAUCCACCUCGACCCUCGAACUCGCGAAGGUUUCACCUUGCUGCACCUAGCUGUCAACUCCAACACCCCGGUUGAUGACUUCCACACCAACGACGUCUGCAGCUUCCCAAAUGCCCUGGUCACAAAACUGCUGCUGGACUGUGGUGCAGAGGUGAAUGCUGUGGACAACGAGGGGAACAGCGCCUUGCACAUUAUUGUUCAGUACAACAGGCCCAUCAGCGACUUCCUGACCUUGCACUCCAUUAUCAUCAGCCUGGUGGAGGCUGGUGCACACACGGACAUGACUAACAAGCAGAACAAGACCCCACUGGACAAAAGCACCACGGGGGUGUCCGAGAUACUGCUGAAAACUCAGAUGAAGAUGAGUCUCAAGUGCCUGGCUGCCCGAGCAGUGCGGGCCAAUGACAUUAACUACCAAGACCAGAUCCCUAGAACUCUCGAGGAGUUUGUUGGAUUUCAUUAAAGUGACUGGAUAUGUAAAAUCGUUUAAUGUGGUGCUAAAAAGUAAAGGACUUUAAUCACA
Jaculus jaculus (lesser Egyptian jerboa) is the source of this 2016-nucleotide messenger RNA. RefSeq names its product fem-1 homolog B (gene Fem1b). The transcript has 2 exons. The record is from RefSeq and is a predicted model, not a curated record. Lineage: Eukaryota; Metazoa; Chordata; Mammalia; Rodentia; Dipodidae. Gene Ontology annotation, molecular function: protein binding. The coding region runs from base 73 to 1956 and encodes 627 amino acids.